Messenger RNA from Durusdinium trenchii, 693 nucleotides. The record is from the annotation of a GenBank genome assembly. NCBI's taxonomy places the organism in Eukaryota, Dinophyceae, Suessiales, Symbiodiniaceae.
AUGCCGCUGCGCUCUUCUUUGGGAGCGGCGUCCAGCAGGAGCCUGUGCACCUGCCACCUGGAGCGCUCCAACAUGUUGCGCGACCACCUUCAAGGUCUAUGGAUAUCAUGCCCAACAAUGCAGCUGGGCCAGUGGCAGAAAUCCCAGGCCCUGGUGAUGUUUGAAUCUGGAGCUGCGCAGGGCUCAAGCUGCACUUCUUCAGGCCAAGGGGAAGGCUCUGAAUCUGAAGAAGGCACAGUGGAUGACAGCAGUGAUGAACGUCGACGAAGCUCUAGAGAAAGCGAGAUUUGGAAGCCUGCAAUGCCGCGGAAGCACAUCCCGCACAGCAUCGGCAUCAAGAAAAAGGUAGAGGAUCUUCCGGACAUCAACACCCUUUACGAGCCUCGGGAAUUAGCACAGCUUUUUAAAUGUGUGGACUCUUACGUUCACCUGGUGCUGCCGCCUGGAGCAAGUGUGGCCCACACACCUGAAAUGUUUUUGGCAUCGAUGCUGUCAAGCCUUGGCCCUCCAAGCCCACAGGACAGGCGGCCUGUGACUCCAAGCACGGACGUUGGAGGUACUGCUGGCUACCUCAGGGACAGAGAAGGCCCCCCUCGUUUUGCGCCCCAUUUUCUGCAGGUUUCUGCUGGGGUCAAAGCUUUGUGGAAGUCGAGAUUCGCCAAACCGAUACCAAGACUGUGUCGCUGCAUUUGA